AUGACUUCCUCAGUUCAUCAUUUCCUGGCCCUUUGUUCUAUUAUUCUCUUCUUUAUAUCUCCUUCCAUUGCCCAAAAAUCUUUCAGGCCCAAAGCUCUAUUCCUUCCGGUCUCCAAAGAUUCAUCAUCUCUCCAAUACAUUACCCAUGUCAACCAAAGGACCCCGCUCGUGUCCCAAAAAUUAGUAGUAGAUCUUGGUGGCCAAUACCUCUGGGUUGAUUGCGAACAAGCUGGGCAUGUCUCAUCUUCCUAUAGACGUGCACGUUGCGGGUCAAUCCAAUGUAAGCUCGUUAAAUCAAUUAACUGCAUCAACAAUGGGACUUGCACAGUAAGCCCAGACAACACAGUGACAGGUACUUAUGAUAUUGCUGAACUUGGUGAGGACGUUGUGUCCAUUCGAUAUAGCAAUGGAUAUAAUCCUGGUAGGGAGGCUUCAGGGCGCAAGUUCCUUUUCGGUUGUGCUCCAACACAUCUCCUAGAGGAUCUUGCUCGUGGUGUCAAGGGCAUGGCUGGCCUUGGAAGAAACAAGGUUUCACUUCCUUCUCAAUUCUCUGCUGCAUUUAGCUUUCAUAAGAAAUUUGCCAUUUGCUUGAGUUCUUCGAACCAAGCUAAUGGUGGUUCCAUCUUCUUUGGAAAUGGGCCAUAUUUUAUGCUUCCAAACAAUAUCGAUAUCUCAAAGUCACUCACCUACACCCCACUGAUCAUUAACCCUGUCAGUACAGCAAUCAAUUAUAAUGCAGGCGAACCUUCCUCUGAAUACUUCAUCGGAGUCAAGUCCAUCAAAAUAAAUGGAAACCCUGUUAAAUUGAAUUCAACAUUGUUGUCAAUCAACAAGGAAGGUUACGGUGGAACCAAGAUCAGCACAGUCCAUCGUUACACAGUCUUGGAGACUUCAAUCUACAAUUCUGUCGUUAAAGCCUUUGUCCAGGCCAUGGCAAACAUCAGCGAAGUGGUUCAACAUGGUUGA
Molecule: messenger RNA, 966 nt
Organism: Dovyalis caffra
Lineage: Eukaryota; Viridiplantae; Streptophyta; Magnoliopsida; Malpighiales; Salicaceae
Source: the annotation of a GenBank genome assembly